Messenger RNA from Clunio marinus, 555 nucleotides. NCBI's taxonomy places the organism in Eukaryota, Metazoa, Arthropoda, Insecta, Diptera, Chironomidae. The record is from the annotation of a GenBank genome assembly.
AUGGGAAAGAGAUCGGAAAUUUCUAUCAAUAAUGAAUGUCAAAUUGAUCUAUUCAGUGCACUGUGGUUGGAACUAAAAUGUGGGUGGAGAAGUGGAGAAUUUACCGAGAAAAAAAUUCCUAUAAAACCUCCAUACCCAAAACCUAACCAUGCAAAUAAACAAAACCAGCUUUUAAGACAAACUAAGUUUCAAUUGAAACCGCUAGAGUUCUCUCAUGUUGCGGACUAUGAAAGUCUUUAUGACGAUAUGAUCAAUGGCGCUGACGAAUACGCAACACAUAAUGUUGAUGAUUUUUCUAUUAUUUUACAAUUACCACUUGUGAUUUACAAACAAACUAAAUCAAAGCAAUUGCUAGGAAUAUCAAACGAGCUAAAUACAGUCAACAAUCGUAGAAGCUUCUCUUCAAAUCCUAAUUAUCUUCUAGUGAAGGUCAUUGAAGCCUGGGUCGAAACAAACAAAACAAAGGAAGAAGAAGAAAAAAAUUCAAUGAAAGAAGAAAAAAAAAGAGUAAAAAGUCAAAAUUGUUAUGAAGAAUUUUCAUUUGGACUGUCUUGA